CUCUCUCUCUCUCCUCUCUCUAAAGUUGCGACCUUUUCCUCCCACUUCUGGCAUUCUCUACGACGUGAAUCGACGAGGCCUCUGCAUGCACCGGCGAUCGACCCCACCAUCGCCAGCCUUCGCGAGAUCUGAGGAGCUCCGGGGCCCGAUCGGGCCACAUGGCGGCGGACGGGAACGCGCAGCAGUCGCGGUACGUGAAGCUGACGAAAGACCAGGCGCCGGUGGAGGACAUCACUCCCGGCGAGCUCAACCAGCCCGUGGAAAUCCCUCAGUUGAAUGUCCGUAGAUGUUCUGAAUGUGGGCAACCCUUACCCGAGAGUUACCAGGCCCCAGCUGACGAAGAUUGGACGACUGGCAUUUGUGCUUGUGCUGAUGAUCCUGAAAGCUGCUGGACAGGGCUUUUCUGCCCCUGUGUGCUGUUUGGGCGCAAUGUAGAAGCAUUGAGAGAUGAUAUUCCCUGGACAAAUGCUUGUGUUUGCCAUGCCAUAUGUGUUGAAGGCGGGUUGGCUGUUGCCGCAGCGACAGCAAUGUUUUAUGGUGUUGAUCCUAAGACAUCAUUUCUUAUCUGCGAGAGCCUGUUUUUUGCUUGGUGGAUUUGUGGCAUCUACACUGGCCUCUUUCGGCAGUCAUUACAGAAUAAGUAUCAUCUGAAGAAUUCACCAUGUGAUCCAUGUCUCGUGCACUGCUGCAUGCACUGGUGCGCAUUAUGCCAGGAGCACCGGGAGAUGAAGAAUCAUCUCUCUGAUGAUGCCCCGAUGCCCGUGACCGUCGUUAACCCUCCUCCUGUUCAAGAGAUGAGCUCCAACGACGACCAAGGAUCUGCAGUGGCGCCACCCGCUCCUGCGUCCAAGGAUCCAGAAAGCACCAAUUUGGAAAUGCAGCCAUUUUAGGGUCCUGUCAACUCACCCUGCCUUGAAGUCGAAGAGCAGGAUAUAACUGACUUUGUUGGGGACAUUAAACUACGAAAAAAAGAGAAAAAGAUGACAGCCAUUUUUCUGAAGAAUAUUUACUUACCCGUGUUAUCUCUAAUUAUGUCUGGACAUGGAAUGUUACAGUUCACAUCUUAAAAGCAAGAUUUUUUGCUUACAA
Molecule: messenger RNA, 1089 nt
Organism: Syzygium oleosum
Lineage: Eukaryota; Viridiplantae; Streptophyta; Magnoliopsida; Myrtales; Myrtaceae
Product: cell number regulator 6
Exons: 4
Coding region: 159-890 (243 amino acids)
Source: RefSeq, a predicted model, not a curated record